UAUCGAUCGGUUAUCUGUGUCAGUGUAGUGUAUACUUGAUUAGAACGUAGCUGGGAAUCUAGCGGAGAAGUUACAGUGAUUAGCUCGUGGACUCGCGCGGACCUCAGAGAAGUAAGGCACGAGCGAGCAAGGAGACUACCUUGUACACGGACGUCAGAGAAGACAGGCGGAGACUUCAGUGUGGACUAACAAGUGCCUCACUUUUCUGUGUCACGUUCGGGAUUCCGUUUCGCUUGAAAAUUUAGCCAUGGCAAGUUUGCAGCUUUCAGAUUUUCAGAAGAGGAAAAUAAUUAGUGUCUUCAACACCCUGUAUGACACUAACAAAGAUGGCGUCAUCGAGAAAGAAGACUUCGAACAGGCUAUAAACAACAUCUGUAAGAUCCACGGCUGGCCUAAAGGAGGUGACAAUUAUAAUGAGGCUCAGGAAACGCUGUCCAUGAUAUGGGAGGGACUUAAAGGUAUCGCUGAUGAAAACAAGGAUGGUAAGGUGACGCAAGAGGAGUGGGUACAAAUGUGGUCCGCCUGCGUUAGAGACGUCAGCUCGGGGAAAGGCUUUCCUCACUGGCAGAAGAAGUACAUGGAAUUCAUGUUCAGAGUCAAUGACACGUCAGGCGACAACUACAUCGACAAGACGGAGUACACGACGAUAUACAUGUCCUUCGGUAUCGACAGAGAUGAAUGCGAAUCUGCGUUUGAUCAUCUAGCUGACGGAACCGACGGAAGAAUUUCCAAGGAGGAUUUCGAGAACUUAUGGCGAGAGUAUUUCGUUUCUGACGACACGAGUGCCAGAGGAAACUACUUGUUCGGUCGUCCACCAUUUUGAAUGUAGUCCCGGAAGCGGAUGUUAUGUUUUCGUGCAUGCGCAUGAGCAGGAAGACGGAUACAUUCGGUAACGGCGGAUUCAGUUUGGGCCUGUUUGGUUUACUUGGAGUUCGACGGCGGAGCACAGCUGGAAUCAUUCCAGAUCAUAUAAGGUCGAUUGAAAAGGGACAAAUCCCGCAUAAUUGCACGAAAGUCAAGCGUAUGCUAUUGGUCUGGCUCAAAGUCCCACUUUGUAACUUUUAUAUGUAAUAUUCUUAUGAUUAUAUCGUGUAGCACCUGUUUUAUACAAUCCUUUUGUUACUUCUCGUUGUAAUAUUUUGCUAGCAUAAAUAAAAAUAGAAGGUAGUGCCAAUAGUAACGCACAUUAGAUGGUUUGGUAUUAGGAACGAGUAAAACUGCAAGAAAAGAACGGUAAAGAAAGAUGUUUAUUUACCUUAUAUUGCAUGGACAUUUGUUUAUAAAUAACACAAGAGACGUUAUCGAUGACCCCUUAACUGCGCCCCUAAAAUUGAAAAUUGAAAUCGCUUUAAUACACCUUAAAAGAGGAUAACAGAAAAUAGAUUAAAUAACCAAAUUACCUUAAUUUUGGUAAGGACAUAUAAUUAUACAUUAAUCAACGGUUUGAAAUAUACGCACAUCUAGGUGAUGGAAUUCAUUGUUGAAUAAGUAAUGAGUGUGAUUAAAGAUAUCAUUGAACUUUGGUUCACAGUUUGAAUAUAAAAGCUUAAUUUUAUGUUAACUGUUUUUAAUGAUUUUUUGUUAUGUUAUUUUUUUUUCAAAGCUAUGUACUUAAAGAAACAUUAAAUUCUAUGUAUAUUGGAUAUCCGUAACAUUGAAACCCUUAUAAUCCGGAUGGUACUGUUUCACGCUGAAUCAUGUCCAUGAGAAAUCAUAAUGAGUAUAUAUUAACAGUCACACACCGUUGUGUCGAACUUUGAUGUGUCGAACUUAUGGUUGUCUCGAAGUAAAAGCUUGGUCCCUGCGUAUUUAUUCUUUACUCACCAUUUACGAUUGUGUCGAACCUCGGGUAACUCGAAGUAUUUUCAACUUCGACACAACGGUGUUUGUCUAUUUAAACUGACGUCCGGUAGGAGUAUCCGGAUUAAACGGAAUCCGGAUUCUCAGGGUUUCACCUUGUAUUUCCAUGUUAUUGAUAGCUUGCAUUGCGUUGCUUUCAUUCUCAUACAAGCAUGAAGGCUAGCUUAUUGAAUUAUAUUAUUGCUUUUUCUUUACAAAUCAUUUCAACAAAUACUCGGAGGUGAUAAUCUUUGCCUCUUAUAAUUUUUCUGUUUCCAAUGCAUCAGCGUUACACAAAUCGUCAAAUCAGCUGGAAGCGAAUCUGUGUAUUCUUGUGCCUUUGAACAAUGUCAAUCCCAUAUGUUAUCCGUUUUUGUUAACUCUCUUCGUCUUUUGUUUCUGUCUCGGGUAAAAAUAUCUUUUUUAAGUUCAAUUUUGAAAAAGUGAAAAUAAAUUAUUAUGGAAGGUUGACGUUGAGUCCCCUCCCUCUACGACAGCCCUUUGUCCCCGACUUGGAAACUCUUGACAACCUCACUGUGUGCCAUUUUACCCAUGGAUAUGUGAUCACAGCUGGAUAUAACCGAUUCUACAAACCUUGCCUUUAUAACCAGUUAUACGCCCAUGUUGUUAAAAUGUUGUUUUGCUUCGUCAGGACAGGGAAGUUUAACAUCGAUACCGACUAGUGUUAAAGGAGCCUUCGCUCAUUUUGGAUAGCAGUCCUGGCCCCCGUUUCUCAGAGCUACGCAUCUGUACUUUAACAUAGACUUACUUUAGUUGUAGCGCUAGGGUGACUCUGGGAACAGGAGUCCAGACUAAUUAACUUCAAGUCUUUUAAUCAUUUGUUUGUCGGUUGUCAUUUGACGUUGAUGAAUCUGAAUAGUUAUUGAUUAUAUACAUCCACUGGCUCACAUUCACAAAAGGCGCAAAUUACAAGGUCUAGACCAUUUGGGGACACGAGUAACAGACAAGAUUAGAAAUCGAAAAGUAUUAAAAUACUAGGAUUAAGAUUCAACUAGAAUACCAACAUAAAUUUAAAGAAAAUAUAAAACGUGAACGCCAGGGGAUAAUUAGUCUCUGUCGAAACAGACACCCCAACCCAACACCCACCCACCCCCA
Messenger RNA from Haliotis rufescens (red abalone), 2955 nucleotides. Its product is annotated as calexcitin-2-like. The transcript has 6 exons. The coding region runs from base 248 to 823 and encodes 191 amino acids. NCBI's taxonomy places the organism in Eukaryota, Metazoa, Mollusca, Gastropoda, Lepetellida, Haliotidae. Gene Ontology annotation, molecular function: calcium ion binding. The record is from RefSeq and is a predicted model, not a curated record.